UCCAUAAAUAAACAAUCAGAGAAGAAGAACAAAGUUGAAGACGAUGGGGAAAGUAGCAUGAGGAAUAAGGAGGAUGAACAGAUACGAAAGCGAUACAACCUCAGUGAUAGUGAAGAUGAUGACAUGGCAGAUGACUCAGAUGAUUCUUAUGGCAUGUCAAGUUUGGCUUUUUUUAAGGACAAUAAGCAGGAUCCAUAUUUGAGUAAAGGAACAAAGGAUGACACAGAUGAUGAAAUGUUGAACAUAUCGCCUGAUGACAAUGUCGUAUUAGCGGGGAAGACAGAUGAUGGUUUUUUCUCUUUGGAAAUGUGGGUCUACAAUGAACAAGUAGGAAACGACAGUCUGUACUGUCACCACGACUACAUACUUCCCUCAUGUCCACUCGUAGUUCAGUGGCUGGGUGGGGACAUCAUUGGCGGUCGAAACGCCGGGGUAGUUGGUGAUCUCGAUGGGAAUGUGUCACUCUGGGAUUUGGAGAUGGUUAACUAUCUUGAUCCAAUGUUGGUGUUACGAGGUUGUAAGGAGCGCACUUCCAAAAAGAAGAAGAAAUUAAAAACUGCAAGCGAAGAAAAGUGUGGCCACAGUGAUGCAGUGUUGAGUUUGAGUUGGAACGAGCAACAGUCGAACCUUCUAGCAAGUUCAUCAGCAGAUGCCUCCAUUGCUUUGUGGGAUCUGGGGGGUCCAGGCAGACAGAAUUGUGUCUUCCUAGGCAAACACCAAGAUAAGGUUCAGUCCAUUCAGUGGCAUCCUGUUGAGGCCCAGAUGUUGCUUGCUGGCAGUGCUGACUCAACUGUUCAGGUGUUUGACUGCAGAUGCUACGAUGAUUCAGUCAAAAGGUGGAGCUUGUCUGGGGAGGUAGAAAAAGUUUUGUGGAAUAUUUCCUCUCCGUUUAAUUUUUUUGCUGGUACAUCUAAUGGCUUCAUCCAUUAUUUGGACAUAAGAAUGGAUGUUCCUGUGUUUGAACUGGACGCACAUGGUCCUUCAUCUGUUACUGACCUCUCCAUGCUCUUCGUCAACAGCCAGCCAUUCAACGACUGUCUGCUUAGCAGCUCCGAAGACGGCUUCGUCAAGGUCUGGAGUCUGAGUAAUGAUGCUAAACUCGUCAACAAGAAGAAUUAUAAAAUCGGUACUGCAUUUUGCCUGGCAGCGUGUUGUGAUUUUGAGAAGCCUAUUUUUGCUGUCGGUGGUGACAACGAGAUGAAGGUUGUUGACCUAUCUGGAGAUGAGAAGUCGUGUGAGGCCUUCAACUGGAGUUUAAGUGAGAAAUUGCUCAAGAAGAAAUCUAAAGAAAGUUCGGAAGCAACGUGUGAAACUGCCUCCAAGGUGCCAAAGAAGAAAUUAAAAGACAAAAAAUAUAAAAAGUUGAAGGAAAAAAAUGAUUUGUCAAAUUUAAAUAAAAAUGAAGAUGUCUUAGAUGAUGAUGACGAGGAUGACGGAAAAGUUGCUGAAGAACAAAACUUGAUGAUGAAAGAAGUGAAGUGCAAAAUGAAAAAGAAGAAAAAUGUAGCUGGUUUCUGA
Molecule: messenger RNA, 1518 nt
Organism: Helobdella robusta
Lineage: Eukaryota; Metazoa; Annelida; Clitellata; Rhynchobdellida; Glossiphoniidae
Exons: 6
Biological process (GO): rRNA processing
Cellular component (GO): nucleus
Molecular function (GO): protein binding
Source: RefSeq, a predicted model, not a curated record